Molecule: messenger RNA, 1041 nt
Organism: Merops nubicus (carmine bee-eater)
Lineage: Eukaryota; Metazoa; Chordata; Aves; Coraciiformes; Meropidae
Product: tRNA (cytosine(34)-C(5))-methyltransferase-like
Exons: 6
Coding region: 21-887 (288 amino acids)
Biological process (GO): tRNA methylation
Cellular component (GO): cytoplasm; nucleus
Molecular function (GO): tRNA (cytidine-N5)-methyltransferase activity; tRNA binding
Source: RefSeq, a predicted model, not a curated record
GACCACCACCAUCUAAAAAAAUGAAGUUAUUUGGUUUUAAAGAAGACCCUUUUGUGUUUCUCCCUGAAGAUGAUCCAGUGUUCCUUCCUAUCCAGAAGUUUUAUGCCUUGGAUCCAUCAUUUCCCAAGAUGAAUUUACUAACUCGAACUAAAGAAGGAAAGAAGAGACAGCUGUACAUGGUUUCUAAGGAGCUAAGGAAUGUGCUUCUGAACAACAGUGAGAAGAUGAAGGUUAUUAACACGGGGAUAAAAGUUUGGUCUCGCAACAGCGAUGGUGAACAGUUUGGAUGUGCAUUCAGACUAGCACAAGAGGGAAUUUAUACUUUGUACCCAUUCAUUCAUGCAAGGAUUAUAAAUGUCUGCAUAGAAGAUGUUAAAAUUCUGCUAUCCCAGGAAAAUCCAUUCUUAAGUAAAUUUAGCAGUGAAACACAGAAGAAAGUCAAAGACAUGGCGAUGGGAAGUAUCAUUUUGAAGUAUGACCCAGACCCUGAAAAACCUGAUCUUCAGUGUCCUAUAGUGCUGUGUGGUUGGCAAGGAAAGACAUCGCUCCGUGCCUUUGUGCCCAAGAAUGAGAGACUUCAUUACCUGAGGAUGAUGGGAGUUGAAGUCUUUAAAGCAAAGAGGAAAGAGGAGGAAACUAAAAUGGAGGAAGAAGUUCAACAUAGGCUGGCACAAACAGAGGAAGGAAUGGAUGUGGAAGAUAAAGAACAUGAUUUAGUCAUAAAAAUGGAAGCAGAAAUAGAUGAAGAAUCUUCCCACAGUCCUGUGGAAAGCAGUGCUAUGGAAAUAGAGAAUAAAGUUGAGGAUUUAGAUCAAUCUAGUAAAAGUGCCAACAGUCAUGGAAGCCAGGAAAGCAAAGACACGGAUAGGAGUAAUGUUAAAGAGUAGGCUUCUUUCUUUAUUACUUAGCAGCUUCUAUGAGGGUCACAUUUGCUUUUAGCAUGGAAGCAUCUUUUAAUAUUUCGGCUGGAAUGGGAUGUUCCUCUUUUAAAGUUGCGACCUAUUUUAUUUUUUAAAUGAAAAUUAUAAAGAAAUUUCUCUU